UUGGUGACGUUGCCAGUUAGCUUGACAGCUAGCAGGUAGUUCACGUAUCUGCCGGUUCUCGCAGUAAUUUUUUUUUACAACUUACUAGUCAGCCAGAGGCAAAGGUCCACAGCUGGUCUGAUCAGCAGGUUGCGACACAUCACUUCAGACAUGACGAAGCACGAGUUUGAGGUGGCGAUGACGUGUGAGGGAUGCUCAGGAGCUGUGACCAAAAUCCUCAACAAGCUGGGAGAUGUGAAGUUCGAGAUUGACCUGCCGAAGAAACUGGUUUGGAUCGAGUCCGACAGAGAUGUGGAAGUUCUCAUGGAGACACUGAAGAAGUGUGGAAAGGACGUCAAGUACAACGGCACCAAAUGAAGGAAUCUGCUUCGUGUAGAACAGGAAAUCCUCGCUGCUGCUGCAAAGUGAAGAUUUCUUUGGAAUCCCAGUUAGCUGCCUGUUAGAAAGCGUCUGAUGGACCCCACGUGACUCCCCACAGAUGUUAGCCUCGUCCAGCUUUUACGCACAAAAAGAGCAAAACACCCUUUGGAUGCAGAUCUUAUCUCAGUGUUGGCCACACCUAGCAAAGCAUGUUUAGAGGAUGACAAAAAAAAAAAUGAAAUGACAUCUUGUUGCCUUGUUUUUUGUUCCAUGAGAAGGAGAAAGAGGUGACGGAGUUAUAAUGUCCUCCUCCUCUGCCCUCGUCUUCCAACACACCUGGAUUCAGCAUAGAUGUUAAGACAAACGUGAUUUAUUUUAUUUUAUUUUUUUUUUUUUAAAGCCAGCCUUCAUUCAUUUUAUAUGUUUUGUUUUGUCUUUUAGAUGUGUCCAUGUGAUGAGUAACAGUCAGAACAAGACAAGGCUGCGCAGUAACACUACAUAUGUUCUUGAAUAUGAAGUCCUCCCGUUGAAUCAGUUUCUACAUACAAAAUGAUGGCUGUAAAAGGAAAUACACUAAACAGGACUCCACCAAACUUGCUCUGGCACCAUUAAAAGUACAUUCCCUAGAUAAUAAAGCAAACUUAUUGGAUGUGUUUGCCUCAACCUGGACUCAGCAUCAUAGACGCUGUUGGAUUUAACGUCAUAAGAAGUCGUCCUUCGAAGCUCCGUGCAUGAAGGUGUCUGCAGAUCUGCGCCAAAGGGUGGGAACUCUGUCUGUCUUCCUUUCAGGGACCAUCUAGUAGAAUUAGCUUUGUCACAGUUUACACUAAUCCACUGCUGCACCACAUGUCAAAAAUAUCAUGUCGAUUUACUCACAUGCGUCUUCAUUUUCUAGAUUCUAGUUCACUGUAGGCUUUGGUUUUGUUACCUUGAGACAACGACGACCUCUUUAUUCUGGGCUUUUCUGAUGAACUGUCUGUCUUAAUAUGUUGUGUGCGCACAGGAAAAAUCAAAUAAAAUCUGCCACUUUAUGACACA
Stegastes partitus (bicolor damselfish) is the source of this 1398-nucleotide messenger RNA. RefSeq names its product antioxidant 1 copper chaperone (gene atox1). The record is from RefSeq and is a predicted model, not a curated record. NCBI's taxonomy places the organism in Eukaryota, Metazoa, Chordata, Actinopteri, Pomacentridae. Gene Ontology annotation, cellular component: cytosol. The coding region runs from base 151 to 357 and encodes 68 amino acids. The transcript is spliced from 4 exons. Gene Ontology annotation, biological process: copper ion transport. Gene Ontology annotation, molecular function: copper chaperone activity; metal ion binding.